UCACAGGUUGCCUCUCUCGGAGUCACCACAUUCACACUGUGCGCCCUCUGCAUCGACCGGUUUCGUGCCGCCACCAACGUGCAGAUGUAUUACGAGAUGAUUGAAAACUGCACUUCGACGACGGCCAAGCUGGCCGUCAUCUGGGUUGGAGCGCUGCUGCUGGCCCUGCCUGAGGUUGUGCUGCGCCAGCUGGCAAAGGAGGACCCCGAAUACAGCGGCAGCCCCCCAGGGGAGCGGUGCGUGGUGAAGAUAUCCACCGCACUACCGGACACCAUCUAUGUGUUAGCUCUCACGUACGAUGGAGCAAGACUCUGGUGGUACUUUGGCUGCUAUUUUUGUUUGCCUACCCUUUUCACUAUUACCUGCUCCCUGGUAACAGCGAGGAAAAUCAGGAGGGCAGAAAAGGCUUGCACAAGGGGGAACAAGCGACAAAUUCAGCUGGAAAGUCAGAUGAACUGCACGGUGGUGGCUUUGACCAUUUUGUAUGGGUUUUGCAUAAUUCCUGAAAACAUUUGCAAUAUUGUGACUGCCUACAUGUCCACAGGGGUCUCUCAGCAGACUAUGGACCUCCUCCAUCUCAUUAGUCAGUUCCUUUUGUUCUUCAAGUCCUGUGUUACCCCAGUUCUCCUUUUCUGUUUCUGUAAACCUUUCAGCCGAGCUUUUAUGGAGUGUUGCUGUUGCUGCUGUGAUGAAUGCAUCCAGAAGUCCUCAACAGUGACAAGUGAUGACAAUGACAAUGAGUACACCACAGAACUGGAGCUCUCCCCUUUCAGUACCAUACGUCGCGAAAUGUCCACUUUUGCCUCCGUGGGGACUCACUGUUGAUUGAUCUUAGGACUUUUUUUCCAGUAUCUUUUUCCUUUUUCUGUUUUUUUUCUUACUUUUCUUCUUGAAGCAAAAUGCAAGAAAGAAAAAAGAUUAUUGAAAACUACUCUGGAAACCAAUCUGCAUAUUAAUAGUUGUGCUUCAGAAAAUAAUUUGUUUUGUUAUU
Molecule: messenger RNA, 991 nt
Organism: Mesitornis unicolor (brown roatelo)
Lineage: Eukaryota; Metazoa; Chordata; Aves; Mesitornithiformes; Mesitornithidae
Gene: GPR37
Product: G protein-coupled receptor 37 (endothelin receptor type B-like)
Exons: 1
Biological process (GO): adenylate cyclase-inhibiting G protein-coupled receptor signaling pathway; positive regulation of MAPK cascade
Cellular component (GO): signaling receptor complex; plasma membrane
Molecular function (GO): prosaposin receptor activity; G protein-coupled peptide receptor activity
Source: RefSeq, a predicted model, not a curated record